AUGUCUCGCUACGAUAUCGCCAGCGAGCCUACCGCCGAGGCCCUCGCUCUCAACUACAAGGCAGUGUGUGACACAGUGGCGCAGGAGAGCGGCAAUCGUCGAGUCACGUUGAUUACGGUGGGCAAGACAAAGUCACCUGCAUGCCUUCUCAGCCUAUACAACCUGGGGCAGCGCGUGUUCGGCGAGAACUAUGUGCAGGAGCUUGAGGAGAAGGCUAGGGAACUGCCCGGGGACACAGUGUGGCACUUUAUUGGUCACCUGCAGAGCAACAAGGUGAGGGAGCUGCUGGAAGGUGUGCCCAAUUUGCACGUGAUUCAGACCAUAGACUCUGAUAAAUUGGCGAACAAGGUGAAUGAGGGGUGCAAGAAGUACCGUAGCGGACGGUCCCUGGAGGUGUAUAUUCAGGUAAACACCAGUGGCGAGGAGACGAAGAGCGGAACGGAGCCUGGAGAGGCAACCGUGGCACUCGCCAAGUACAUUGUCGGGGAGUGUCCGCUGCUGCAGCUCAAGGGACUCAUGACGAUCGGCAUGCCUGACUACACGAGCCGACCAGAGAACUUUGAGUGUCUCACCAAGUGUCGAGAGGAGGUGGCGCAGGCAGUCCAGGUGGCGCCGGAAGAUCUGGAGCUGUCGAUGGGCAUGAGCGGUGACUAUGUAAACGCCAUUCGAAUGGGCUCCACCACUGUGCGUGUCGGGUCCUCAAUUUUUGGCCAGCGCUAUUACCCGCCCAAGCAGUGA
Molecule: messenger RNA, 738 nt
Organism: Leishmania braziliensis MHOM/BR/75/M2904
Lineage: Eukaryota; Euglenozoa; Kinetoplastea; Trypanosomatida; Trypanosomatidae
Product: putative alanine racemase
Exons: 1
Coding region: 1-738 (245 amino acids)
Cellular component (GO): intracellular anatomical structure
Molecular function (GO): pyridoxal phosphate binding
Source: RefSeq, a predicted model, not a curated record